UUUUAAGAAGAUUCCCAUUGCCUAUGCUGAGAAAAUUGGUUCUAGGCACCUCUGUCUGAGAAUAUGAAAGAAAAAGCAGAAUGUGCGUGGAUUUAAAAUUACUGGUUUUAUCAAGUUGUGGAGUGAGAAGUACUGGGGAAACAGUUUGCUCUGUUGCUCACUGCAGAUCUGCUACAAAUUGUUUCUGAUGCAGCUGAGAAAAAUGCAGACCCUUAAAAAGGAACACGGACCUGUUGACACAAGUAGCAAUGUGGACAAAAUUAUGGUACUUAAGUCUACUUUAGCAGAAGUGUCUGAAGAAUUGUCUACAAAUGAAGACAUACUACUUGGUGAAGCAAGCAGUGGAAAAAGCAAAUCUUCAGCUUGCCGGAGAAAGCGAGAAUUCAUUCCAGAUGAAAAGAAAGAUGCUAUGUAUUGGGAGAAAAGGCGGAAAAAUAAUGAAGCUGCCAAAAGAUCUCGUGAAAAACGACGGCUAAAUGACCUUGUCUUAGAGAACAAACUAAUUGCACUGGGAGAGGAGAAUGCCACUUUGAAGGCAGAACUGCUUUCAUUGAAACUAAAGUUUGGUUUAAUUAGUUCUACAGCCUAUGCCCAAGAGAUACAGAAACUCAGUAGCUCAACAACAGUGUAUUUCCAAGAUUAUCAGAGUUCCAAGUCAAGUAUUAGCUCAUUUGUAGAUGAACAUGAACCAUCUAUAGUUGGUGGCAGUUGUAUUUCUGUCAUUAAACAUUCUCCUCAAAGCUCAAUGUCUGAUGUGGCUGAAAUAUCAUCUGUAGAGCAUAAUCAACCAAGUCGCAUACAAAGCAACUGCAGAAGUCCUGAAAAUAAGUUCCAGAUUAUAAAGCAGGAGCCCGUGGAACUAGAGAGAGAGACAAGAGAUGACAGAGGUUCAUACAAAGCAUCCAUAUAUCCAAACUACAUGGGAGCCACCUUUAAUGUGUACUCACAUUCUCCUCCUCUUUUGCAAGUUAAUAGGUCCUCCAGUAACUCCCCCAGAACAUCAGAAACUGAUGAUGGUGUGGUUGGAAAGUCAUCUGAUGGAGAAGACGAACAGCAGGUUCCUAAGGGUCCAAUCCAUUCCCCAGUUGAACAUAAAAAUGUUCAUGCAACAGUUAAAGUUCCAGAAGUGAAUUCGUCUGCUUUGCCUCACAAGCUUCGAAUUAAAGCCAAAGCCAUGCAAGUUAAAGUGGAAGCAAUGGAUAAUGACUAUGAUGCAACACAGAAAUUGUCAUCACCCAUUGAUAUGUCCUCAAAAAGACAUUUUGAGCUUGAAAAACAUGGUGCACAAAACUUGGUGCAUUCUUCUCACACUCCUUUCUCAGUUCAAGUGACUAACAUCCAAGACUGGUCACUUAAACCAGAACUCUGGCAUCAGAAGGAACUCAACGUAAAAAUUCAGAGUGGUUGCAAAACUGGAGUUGUUGAAGUAAAGGACAAUAUCUACAAUGUCUCUGAGUCAGAGAACCUCUAUUUGAAGCAGGGCAUAGCAAGCUUAUCUGCAGAGGUUGCUUCGCUUAAAAGACUUAUAACCACACAACAGAUCUCUGCAUCAGACUCUGGUUAAGUUACUACUGACUAAAGGCUCAUUGUUUUAAAGGAUGUCAUUUGCAGUAGAUCAAUACAUUUUGUAUUAUGCUGAAUUUUCACUGGACUUGUGAUGUCAUUUCACUGUAAUGUUCACAUAAUGUCUGAUUGGUGUCUUUUUGUGCACAAAUUAUCAUGAAGACUAGGUUGUGUUUGAUCACUAUGCCUUGUGUAUAGUCAAGUAGCCUGUACAAAGGCUGUAUAUAGUAAACUUUAUUUUCUUUUUUUUUCUUCUAAAGUGUGCAAGUUACCAGUUACAAUAAAAUAUUGGUGACAAACA
Molecule: messenger RNA, 1864 nt
Organism: Merops nubicus (carmine bee-eater)
Lineage: Eukaryota; Metazoa; Chordata; Aves; Coraciiformes; Meropidae
Gene: NFIL3
Product: nuclear factor, interleukin 3 regulated
Exons: 1
Coding region: 188-1564 (458 amino acids)
Biological process (GO): DNA-templated transcription; circadian rhythm; regulation of DNA-templated transcription
Cellular component (GO): nucleus
Molecular function (GO): DNA binding; DNA-binding transcription factor activity
Source: RefSeq, a predicted model, not a curated record